AUGCUAGUCACCCGCGCUCAGACAGCCGAUCGCGUCAACCUCCUCUUGCGCUCUUCCGCUGCCAUCGAGCCUCCACCACCGUCGCAUACGCCCACCAUGCCGCCCGCACAGCCGCGCAAGCCCGACGUCGCCGCCGCCGCCAAAGAGCGCAACGAGUACAUCCCGUCUUUCAUCUCAAAGAAACCUUUCUAUGCUGUCGACGAGAACGGUGAAGACGGCGACUAUCUCGAGCACCAGCGUCUCCAAAAGCAGGAACAAGAUUCGAAAUGGUAUGACCGCGGCAAGAAAAUUGGUCCCGCGGCCACCAAAUAUCGCAAAGGUGCAUGCGAGAACUGCGGAGCUAUGACACACAAGAAGAAGGACUGCUUGAGCCGUCCGCGGAAGACAGGCGCGAAGUUCACAGGCAAAUACAUCGAGGCCGAUGAGGCUGUUGAGGACGUGCAGCUGGGGUGGGAUGCUAAGCGCGAUCGCUGGAACGGAUACGACGCAACCGAUUUCAAGCAGGUCAUCGAAGAGUACAACGAGCUCGAAGAAAUGCGUAAGAAAGCGAAGGAUGCUGCAAAGGGCGACCAAAAUUCUGGAGACGAAGAUGAGGAUGAAGGAGACAGAUAUGAUGCUGAGACGGACAUGGGGAGGAAACAGGCUACUUCGACCCGAAAUCUACGGUUGCGAGAAGACACGGCCAAGUACCUGCUGAACCUUGAUCUGGACUCGGCCAAAUACGACCCCAAGACACGCUCUAUGGUAGACACAGGCGCGACCGCGGACAACGCUGCGGCGUUGGUGGCAGAGGAGGGUUUCAUGAAAGCAUCAGGCGAUGCAGCCGAGUUUGAGAGGGCUCAACGGUACGCCUGGGAGACGCAGGAGCGCGGCGACAGGAACAAGGUUCAUUUGCAAGCAAACCCUACAUCUGGCGAAGCCAUGCGGAAAAAGGAAUUGAAAGAGGCCGAGGAAGCCAAAGCCGCUAAGCAAAAGGCACUGCUGGACAAAUAUGGAGGGCAAGAAAAGUUCAAUGACGAUACACUUCGCCGAGCUGGCGUUACCGAGAACGAGAGGUUCGUCGAAUAUGACGAGCGGGGUCUGAUCAAGGGUGCACCAAAGGUGAAAGCUAAGUCCAAGUACCCUGAGGACGUGUACAUCAACAAUCACACGUCCGUUUGGGGUAGCUGGUGGGCGAGCUUCCAAUGGGGAUACGCAUGUUGUCAUUCAACGGUCAAGAACUCGUACUGUACAGGCUCAGCGGGCAAGGAAGCAUUCGAGGCUGCCGAGCGCAUGCGUCUGGGCACAGGCGUGCAGGAAGUCGACGAGGUUCCCAAGGCCGUGGCGCAAAUAGAAGAUGAAGCUCUGGAGAAACACGUGCCCAAUGCGACUGACAGGGAUGACAAGACAAUACGGGAUGACAAGCGGAAGAGAACACUUGAAGAGAUGAGAGACGGUGUCACAGAGGCAGAGAUGGAGGAAUACCGACGCAAGAGACAGAUGGCGGCUGAUCCCAUGGCAAAAUAUCUUGCCAACAAGGCAGCCGUGUAG
This is a messenger RNA of Didymosphaeria variabile, 1530 nucleotides long. RefSeq names its product mRNA splicing protein (gene SLU7). Bases 1 to 1530 code for a protein of 509 amino acids. Gene Ontology annotation, biological process: mRNA splicing, via spliceosome. Gene Ontology annotation, molecular function: pre-mRNA 3'-splice site binding. The transcript has a single exon. The record is from RefSeq and is a predicted model, not a curated record. Gene Ontology annotation, cellular component: spliceosomal complex. NCBI's taxonomy places the organism in Eukaryota, Fungi, Ascomycota, Dothideomycetes, Pleosporales, Didymosphaeriaceae.